This is a messenger RNA of Ectocarpus siliculosus, 1212 nucleotides long. NCBI's taxonomy places the organism in Eukaryota, Phaeophyceae, Ectocarpales, Ectocarpaceae. The record is from the annotation of a GenBank genome assembly.
AUGACCGCCUCGGCAGAGCUGCAGUUCGCCAACAGCAGGUAUGAGCGCUACACGUCAGCCGGCGGUGAACCCGGCCCUCAGCGUGGUAUGCUGGCAUCCCCAUCCUCCCCGGCGAGCUUCCUGUCCCACCUCCCUUCAGAGGCGUACACCAGAGAAAUUUCGAGCAGAGUGGGGAGGCACCGGCGGGGCAAAGGCCUGAGACGGGCGACUCCUGGGCGGGCAGCCCAUCGUGGGAGCACAGGCGGCGAGGGCUUUGGCCUAUUCCAACAGCAUUUACGACCUCUGACCGGCGUGUCGCCGCCGUCGACGGCACAGUCUGCGUUCAGACCGGCGGACUAUGGCUUCGAGAGUCUGCGCCCGACGGCUCCAUCCGCGGCGGCCUUCGGAGGCCAUGGUGGUCGCAGCGGGAGAAAAAACGACAUCUCUGAGGGAGAUCUCGAAAAAAGGGCCGGAGCGUACCCGACACCGAGGACGGCUGGUAGCAGCAUCGACCACAAUAGUAAGACCCACACUUCAGCAGCUCCACUAGGAAGGGGAAAGCUGAACGCGCAUUAUCAACACAACAAUGAUCCGCACGUCUCCCCCGGACAAGGUCGGGGGAUAAUGGUGCCCCCGGACAUUGUAAAAGCAAUAAAGGAAGGAGACAAGCCACGGAGGAACAGCGGGCUAAAGAUGGACGCAGAUGCCCUUCACUGCGAAAAAGUAGAGAAGGAGAUCGCCGAACGCUUUGAGGUCGUGGCCGGCGGUAUCGAAAAGCUCGAGGACGUGUUCAGUGGCGCGGCGCAGAUACUGGAGCACCGGGUCCGCGCGAUAACGACCAUCAGCAGCGUCAUCCGCAUGUUUCUGCAGAGGUGCCGCUAUCUCCGAGGCAAGGAAGCUCUCAGGGCUUGGCGGACCAACAACAGCUUGCGCGUGCUUCAAUGCAUGCGUCAUGAAGUCUUUCGACAGAAGAAGAUCGAGGCUGGUCUGGACAGGGGAGUUGGCGAGGCGGGGGCUUCGUCGGCAGCAAGAAGCGAGGGAAAGGGUUGUCAAGAGGGCGGUGGCCAGGGGAGAGCUGGGCCUGUAUGUCACGGAUGCUAUGGUUCGGCAGGAGAUGUCAAGACAAGCCGUCGAACUCAUGCGUGGAAAGGUGGAAGUAAACUUGUACCGAUCGGUGUUGACACGCCUGCAGCAGGCCGUAGUUCUGCGCAAGAGGAGGGAAGUUGCGGCUAG